Molecule: messenger RNA, 2691 nt
Organism: Jatropha curcas
Lineage: Eukaryota; Viridiplantae; Streptophyta; Magnoliopsida; Malpighiales; Euphorbiaceae
Biological process (GO): protein import into nucleus
Source: RefSeq, a predicted model, not a curated record
CACCAACCAACCCACCCACCAUAAAACCCUUGUCGUUUGAAAAUCUCUCUUAUUUUCAAAGGGAUUCUGAAACAUCAAACAAAACCCAAAUGGAGUCUUCCCGGUUUCCAGAGCAAUUGCAAGCCCAAGCAUAUCAGAUUUUAAGUUCAAACGAUGUCAAACUAAUGGAAGCCCUCUUUUCACUUCUGCUUUCUCCUCAAGAACCACAAAGAUCUCAUGCCUAUAAUCUCCUCCUCUGUUGUAAAGAUCACUACCCCUGUCUUCUUUUUAUAAAGCUCUUUUAUUUGCUUAGAUAUGCCUCUAACAUGGACACUAGAGCAAAUUCUGCCCGUAUUCUUAGAUUUGUUCAAGUUCAAAACUUGUGGCCUAAGUUAUCUCCUCAUGCGCAAGUUAAUGUGAAAACUCAAGUUCUUGACUGCCUUAAAACGGAACAAUGUAUGCCUUUCUUAAGGAUUAUUUGCGGGGUAGUGUCUGAAAUUGCGGGUGAGGUUUAUAAAAGGCAAGAGCAAUGGAAAGAGCUUCUUGAAUUUUUAGUCAGGUGUCUUGCAAUGGAGAACGAAAAAUUUCAAGAAAUUGCUUUGUUGGUGUUUUCACAUUUGCCUAAUGACUGUAGAAGGGUAAUCUGUGAUGCUUUGUUGUCGAGAAUUGAGGUUUUACAUGGAGGACUUUUGCGUGGAUUGGCUUCAAACAAUUUUGAUGUAAAAAUAGCUGCUUUUGGGUCUGUGAUUAGUUUAUUACAUUUGUUUUCAGGGUCUUUAGGGCGUGAUUGGCUUAAUGAUUUGUUUCGAACUAUGAUGUUGGUAGUGUUUGAUUUGUUGAAAGGUGAAAAAGAAGAAUGUGCUCAAAAAGGUUUACAAGAACUAAUUAAUUUGGUUACGAAAGAGCCUCAAAUUUUGAGGCCUUACUUGAAUAGUUUAGUUUCUGAUAUGCUUAAGAUUGCUGAGAGUAGAAUUAUUAAAGACAAAACAAAAAAUUGUGCGAUUGAGUUCUUAAUGACUGUGGUAGAAGCAAAUGAUUUGGCUCCAGCAUUGAAAGUGUUGCCUUCUGCAAGUAUGGUUGGGUUGUUUAUUAUUCCAAUGAGAAUGCUUCUUGGUAUUCAAGAUGAUAUUGCAUGGUACGAGAUGGGAAGUAUAGAGGGUGAUAAUGCAGGGAAAACAGACACAUAUAACUAUGGAAUCAAGUGCUUGAAGCAGAUGUCAAUAGUUUUAGGUGGGAAAAAUAUAGUUCCCAUUGGUUUUAAACUUUUGCCUACUUAUAUGGAUGCAAUAGAAUGGCAGAGACGCCAUGCAGGAAUUACUAUGCUUGGUGUCAUUUCUAAGGAGUGCUCACAGGAAAUGAUAAUGAUGGAAGAUUAUUUGCAGCAAGCUUUGACUAUGAUUUUGAGGUCAUUUCAAGAUUCUCACCCCCGAGUUUGUUGGGCGGCUUUUAAUUUUAUGCAAAUGCAUACAGAUGUGGUUGGCUCGCUUCAAAUUCUUCAUCAUUCAAGGAUUGUGCCUGCACUUCUUGCAGCAGUUGGCAAAAAACAAAAUCCUAGAGUGGCGGAAGAAGUUGCCUCGGCAUUGCUUUUCUUUGUAAAGAGUAUAUAUCAAGAUUGCUUAACUAUAUACAUGGAUUUGGAUAUGGUGUUGAGAAAAUUGCUUGCUGUACUACAGGAUAACAACAGAACAAACAGAUGUAGAACCAUUUCACUGCGUACUUUCAACAUUGUUGUAAAACAAAGGCCCGAAGUAUGUUUCAAGCAUUGUGUUGAUUAUCUUCCUGUCUUAUUAGAAGCUUGCACUGACAAGAAUUCAGAACUUAGAAAGGAAGCUACACUUGGAAUACGAAUCUGUGCACAGUUUGGUGGAUCUCAAUUCAGACCUUUUAUCAAAAGUGCACUGUCAAAACUAGGUGGGGUGAUGGCAUAUUCUGAUCGGUCCUGUAGGGAGGAUUUAGAGGCCUCUGACAUUGCAGUUUCAGCCAUUGGGGUAAUAUGUGAAUUUCACCGUGCCCUCACAAAUGCAGCUAAGCUUGUUCCCACUUGGUUAAGCUUCUUGCCCAUCAAAGAUGAUUUAGUAGAAGCCCGAUUUGUGCAUGAACAGCUUUGUUCAAUGGUUGAAAGGUCAGACAUAGUACUCUUAGGGAACAAUUGUCAACACCUUCAUAAGAUAAUCCUUGUCUUCCUUGAGGUUAUAAGUCAAGGAAGCAAUUUAGCCUCACCACAAACUGUGACAAGAAUGAAACAUUUUUUACAGCAAAUGUGGCGAAAAUUCCCUCGUAAUGUGUUGGAUCCAAUCUUGUUAUCAAUGAACGCGCAGCAGCUAGAGGUGCUAGCAAAUGAGGUUGGCUUCGUAUCCUAAACAAAGAAAGCAGAAUCCUAAUCCUAAUCCUUCAUGUCAAGAUUAUUUUUGUCAUUACACGAGAGUUUCCUUUGCCAUUCAUUAAGAACACAGAGGGAGAGUUUUUGUUGUAUAGUUUCAGAAAAGCAAAGGUAUCUACUUACAUGUACAGAUUAGAAAAGAACAGUUUUGUUGUACAGUGAGUUUCAACAGGUGGAUGUAAGGAGAGAAGAAUGGAUUGAAAACGGAAUGGUUUACUCCCUGUGAGGGGGAAAUUUUGGAAAAUGAUGAGAAAAUAUAGGCUGUUAAAGAUGCUCUUCAAGUAGAAAGAAUUAAGAAAUAGAAAAAUUUAUGAAAUUUAAUUGAGUUUAUA